AUGGAAGCGCGCCGCUCUCGAGUCGAACGGGAGACGCUCAUCCUCGAUGCGAAGUUGGAGAUCCUCCACUCACAGCAGACAAAGCUCAAUGCUCUGCUGGCCUCGGUCAACGACGACUUGAACGAGCUUUCAAGGCAACGCAAGUUUCUCAACGACACACUAAUACCGUUCUAUCUCCUUCCGAACGAACUCAUCUGCGCUAUCUUCAACUUCGUCAUCGAUUCCUCUCCCCCUCCGCCACUUGAUGCCUUAGUCGAUAUCGUACCCUUACGGCUGUCACAAAUCUCCAGCAGGCUAAGAGGUGUUGCGCUCAGCCGAGGAAACUUUUGGCGACGGUUCGUACUCCAGGCAAGCGACACCGAAGAAAGCGGACCUCGCCCCAUCACCCGUCAGUUCCUAUCUAGGCUUGGACAUGCUCAACGUGUGGACGCAUUCUACUACAAUAAUGCGGCUGCCAAGCUGGACACACAAUCCUCGCGGCUGCUCCUCCUGAUCAGACUACCGCCUAUCUCGUCUCUUACUAUCGACGCCCAAUCCUCAGCCAUGCUCGAUUUAGCGAGCCAUCUCUCCAUGGGUCUAAUCGCCGGUCUCAAAACCCUGACUUCGCUGACUCUUCAUAUGCGUCGCGCUUCCCUGCCUGAACUCGCCUCUAUCGACAGACGCCUUGGAUAUCAUCGAACUAGGGCCAGCCCUUCUAUACCGCAGGAUCUCUUACUGCAUCUUACGCACCUAGAGCUCAAAGACGUGCCUCUGUCCGUAAUCCCCGCCACGCCGCUUCCCCGACUACAUGAUGUUUCGAUCGAAUUCACCUGCAUCUUCGAUACCUUCCACGACGCCUUGGGCGAACAGAUACCCGCGUCACAUACCUCCAACCAAUACCUCGCUCGCUUCUUCCGCUGCGCUCCGAAUAUCAAACGCCUCGCGCUCCUCGACGCGGGUCCCUUCUUCCUCAAACCUCUCAACCCGGGCUUGAACGCCGAAGAGUUCUGGGCUGAUCAAUCCUCAUGGCGUGCAGAGCCGACCGAGGUCCCGCCAGUUCCUCUUACCGAACUCCGCGAGCUGGAGUACACGGCCACGCAGGGACCAGCUUUCUUCCACUUUCUCUCAUUCUUUCCCUCGCUGGGCCUCGAAGAACUUCGCAUAGGCAUUCUCGACACCCAUCGCAACGAAGGCGAACCUGUUCGCGGUCCACGUCGCCUUAUAAGAGACAACAUGCUCCCCGAGAGCAUGGACGGCGUUCUGAGCUCCAUUACGCUCCCUUGCCUACGCUCAGCUCGCGUGGAAGUGACCUCAGGGGAAGGGUGGAAGUACGCGUUCAACCGUAUCCUCAUGCCGGCGCUCGAGACGCUCGUCAUGGAGAACGUCAAUGUCGCGCAUCCCCUAAUGAAGUGCAUGCACCAGGCCGCCGGCGCAUGCCUCUCGUGCACUUCGCCCUUCGCCGUUUUGCAUCGCGUCGAGAGCAUAUUCCGCGACCCGCGCCUUGUGAAGCUGCGUCGCCUGGAGUUCGCAGGCGUGGACAUACAAGAGCGCGAUGUUGCCGAGAACUGGGUGGGCUACCUUCCUGCGCUGAAGGAGCUCGUGUGCGACUACACACGUGGGGCGAACCUACUCAUCAGCUCUCUGGCACCGCGCGGCAAUGGCGCGCUGGUCCCUUGUCCAGCGCUGGAGCGUAUCGAGCUCUGGGGCUGCCCGGAUGUGGAUAUCGGGAAAUCGAUCAUGCGUGCGGUGGAGAACAGGCUCAAGGCGAGCGAGCGGUCUGCACCGUCCACAGGCACGGCGAUGGUCAAUGGGCGGAAGAUCAAGCAGUUGAAGCGGGUCGAGAGGGCGAUGGGUGUCACAACGGUGGCAAAGAUACAUGCUAUCAAGAUUGGAGCUUGUGAGAAGUUCUCCGAGGAGGACGCGAAGGAUUUGGAGAAAUUGGGCGUCGAGCUGGACUGGACGGCAAGCAGCGAAGCCUGA
Peniophora sp. CBMAI 1063 is the source of this 1959-nucleotide messenger RNA. NCBI's taxonomy places the organism in Eukaryota, Fungi, Basidiomycota, Agaricomycetes, Russulales, Peniophoraceae. The record is from the annotation of a GenBank genome assembly.